GACGCUAGUCAGUCACAGUCAACGCAAAGCACUACAAUGUCGCACAGGUACUUGAAGUUAGUAAUUUCUGCUUUCAUGUUUAUGUGGCUAUGCCACAGAACAACAUUAGCAGCUGAUGCAACUCUUCGGAUUGUUGGUGGUCAAACUACGACCAUUGCUAGGGCACCAUAUAUGGUGCAAAUCCGUUACAAUGGUAAAUUCGAGUGUGGUGGCACUUUGAUAUCGACAACUCACGUCCUGACAGCUGCACAUUGUAUCAAAGGCAAGAGACGCGCUGGCUUCAUCAUACAUGCAAAUACCACUAGGUUAUCACAGGCGGGUAUAAGACGCCGCGUCUCAAGAGCAUUCGUACCGCGUAGAUUCACGACAGCAACUAAAAGAAUGGACGUGGCUGUAUUGAAGUUAGCCAGAGCUAUCAAUGGCACAUAUGCACAACCCAUUGGCCUGUGCAAUACUCGAUUGACUGCUGGACUUAGAAUGACAAUCUUAGGCUGGGGAACGACUUCGGAAAGUAGUAGUACUGCAUCGCAAGUUUUGCGUAGAGCAAAUGUACCAGUUAUACGAAAAGCGAGAUGCCGAAGACAAUAUAGCGGUAUUCAAGCUCUGACAAGGACCAUGUUUUGUGCUGGUGUUCCUGGGAGGAAAGACUCAUGCUCGGGUGAUUCUGGUGGCCCGGCGAUACACAAUGGACGUGUGUGCGGCAUUGUUUCGUUUGGUAACGGCUGUGCACGUCCAAACUAUCCUGGUGUCUAUACAAGUGUACCGAUGGUGCGGAGGUUUAUAAACCGCGCAUUGGCACAAUAA
Molecule: messenger RNA, 804 nt
Organism: Bactrocera dorsalis (oriental fruit fly)
Lineage: Eukaryota; Metazoa; Arthropoda; Insecta; Diptera; Tephritidae
Product: seminase-like
Exons: 1
Coding region: 37-804 (255 amino acids)
Biological process (GO): proteolysis
Molecular function (GO): serine-type endopeptidase activity
Source: RefSeq, a predicted model, not a curated record